CCUUUGCUUCCCUGCUUUCUCAUUUUAAAAACACCACCAUCUCUCUCUCUCUCUCUCUCUCUCUCUCUCUCUCUUCUUUUAUAUAACUGCAGGUUUCCCCGUUUCAGCCAUCAUCUUCCUGAGCUCAGAGGUUUCGAAGCCGCACCCCUCCUAUGGCGAUCUGUCUCCUGUUCCAUCUCGCUCUCCUGAUGCUCUCCUCGUCUUUAGCCCCAACCCACGCGAACUUAGAAGGGGAGGCUCUAUAUGCGUUGAGGAGGGCCGUGAAGGACCCGGACGGUGUUCUUGAGAGCUGGGACCCCACUCUCGUCGAUCCUUGCACUUGGUUUCACGUCACCUGCGACGGCGACAACCGCGUCACCCGACUGGACCUCGGAAAUGCAAAGCUGUCGGGGAGUCUGGUUCCGGAACUGGGAAAGCUCGAGCGUCUCCAGUAUCUGGAGCUGUACAUGAACCACCUGGAGGGCCCAAUUCCAAAGGAGCUUGGAGGGCUGAAGAGCCUUGUGAGCUUGGAUCUCUACCGCAACAACCACACCGGCUCCAUCCCCGCCUCUCUCUCCAAGCUCUCUAAUCUCAAAUUUCUGCGACUGAACGGGAACAGACUGAGUGGGAGAAUCCCAAGAGAGCUUACCAAACUUGGCAACUUAAAGAUCCUAGACGUGUCCAACAACGACUUGUGUGGUACAAUCCCUACCUCCGGCUCCUUCUCCAAGUUCUCAGAAGAAAGUUAUGUGAACAACCCUAGAUUGGAAGGACCAGAACUGAUGGGAUUCGUGAGAUACGACACUGGUGGGAGUUGCGACUGACCACCUAGUAAAGAAAAAGCCUGAAAUCGAGACAUAAAAAGCUAGGAUAUCCUGUUCUUGCGUUUUGAGUUUGGGUUAUGUAUAGAACUAAGAAACUGCUAAGUAAAGGACUCACGGAGGCGGUGUUUCUUGUGGGAACUUGAUGUCUUAUGGAUACACGAAAUUAGGAGCAGGUUCAGAAACUGCAAAGCAAUUUUGUU
This is a messenger RNA of Rhodamnia argentea, 1003 nucleotides long. RefSeq names its product leucine-rich repeat protein 1-like. Gene Ontology annotation, molecular function: protein binding. Bases 153 to 803 code for a protein of 216 amino acids. The transcript is spliced from 7 exons. Lineage: Eukaryota; Viridiplantae; Streptophyta; Magnoliopsida; Myrtales; Myrtaceae. The record is from RefSeq and is a predicted model, not a curated record.